Arctia plantaginis is the source of this 1098-nucleotide messenger RNA. The record is from the annotation of a GenBank genome assembly. Lineage: Eukaryota; Metazoa; Arthropoda; Insecta; Lepidoptera; Erebidae.
AUGAAAAAAAAGAAAAAAAGAAAAGAAAAAAAAAAAAGAAGAAAAAGAAGAAAAAAAAAAAAAAAAAAAAAGAAGAGUAAGACAGAAAGAAAGAGAAGGAAAGAAGAGAGAAGAGACAGAAGAGAAGAAGAGAAAGAAGAAAGAAGAAGAAGAAGAAAGAAGAGAAGAAAGAGAAAAGGAAGAAACAGAAGAGGAAAGAGACGAGAAGAAAGAGAGAAAAAGAAGGAGAAAGAAAGAGAGAAGAGAGAAGGAGCAGGAGAAAGAGAGAGAAAAAAGAAGAAGAGAGAAGAAAGAAAGAGAAAGAAAAGAAGAGAUAAGAAGAAGAAGGAAAGAGAAAAGAAGGAAAGUGAUAAGGAAGAAGAGAGAAGAGAAGAAAGAGAGAAAAGAAAAGAAGAGAAGAGAGAGAAAGGAGAAAGAGAAAAAAAAGAAAAAAAGAAAAAAAAAGAAGAAAAGAAAAGAGAGAGAAGAAAAGGAAGAGAAGAAGAAGAAAGUAAGAAAGAAGGAAGAGAGAGAAGAAGAAAGAAGAAAGGAAGAGGAGAAGAGGAAGGGAAGAGAAGAGGGGAAAGAAAGAAGGGGAAAGUAGAAAGAAAAGAAAGAAAGGAAAGAGAGGGAAGAAUAAGAGAGAAGAAGGAAGAGAGAGAAAAGAGAGAAGAAGGAGAAGAAGGGAGAAUAGACAGGAAGAAAGAAGAAGAAGAGAGAGAAAAGAAGAAGAAGAAGAAAGAGAAAGAAGAAAGAGAGAGAAGAAAGAGAAAGAAGGAAGAAAAAAAAAAAAAGAAAAAAAAAGAAGAAGAAGAAGAAGAGAAGAAAGUAGGAGGAAAAAGAAGAAGAAGGAGGAAGCAGGAAACGAGAGAAGAAGAGAGAAACAGAAGAGAGAAGAAGAAAAGAGGGAAGAGAGAGACGAAGAAAAAGAAAGAAGCAGAAAGAAGAAGGAGAGAGAAGAAGAAGAAGAAAAGAGAAGAUAGAGAAAGAAGAGAGAUAGAGAAGAGAGAAAAAGAAGAGAAAGGAAGGAAAGAAAAAGAGAAAAGAAAGAAAGGAAGAAGAAGGAAGAGAGAAGAAGAAGAAGAAGAGAGAAAAGAGAGAAGAAGAGGAGAGAGAUAG